AUGGCCGUGGCUGUAACAGCUCACGGCCAUGUCACCAACAUAGUUGUUAAUGGUGUAUACUACCGCAACUUCCUCCCAAAUAUCGAUCCCUACACCCAGAACCCACCCAAAGUUAUGGGCUGGACAGCUGGUAAUACAGACAAUGGUUACAUUGCCCCCAAUAAUUUCCAAUCCCCUGAUAUCAUCUGUCACGUCUCGGCAACCCCAGGUAAAGCCCACGUUGCCGUCCGGGCCGGUGACUCCAUCUCAAUCCAGUGGAAUACUUGGCCUGAGUCUCAUCACGGUCCCGUGAUCGACUACUUGGCUAGAUGCAACGGAACCUGCGAGACGGCGGACAAGAAUGCACUGAAAUUCUUCAAGAUCGAUGGUUCUGGACUGGUGUCUGGAUAUAAUCCUGGCUACUGGGCCGCAGAUGUACUGAUUUCCAACGCUGCCUCCUGGCUGGUCAAAAUCCCAGAGGACAUUGCACCGGGCAAUUACGUUCUCCGGCACGAGAUAAUUGCCUUGCACGGAGCACACGAAAUCAACGCGGCCCAGGCAUAUCCACAGUGCUUCAACCUUGAGAUCUCCGGAACAGGCACGUCUCAGCCUCAGCUCCGUGCCGCAAUUCAAGUCAAGCGUUACCGUUACAAGCACCGCCACAGUAGCCACCCAGAUAUCAGCUGUACCUACGAGUUCUACGACCUCGACCUCGACCUCGGGCCCAUUCACAAAUUCAACUUCAACGUCAGCUGGCGAGUCCUUGCCGUCUACCACCACCUCUACACGGUCAGAAUCUACCACGCCAGCCGGUAA
This is a messenger RNA of Diaporthe batatas, 795 nucleotides long. RefSeq lists its product as uncharacterized. Bases 1 to 795 code for a protein of 264 amino acids. The record is from RefSeq and is a predicted model, not a curated record. The transcript is spliced from 2 exons. Lineage: Eukaryota; Fungi; Ascomycota; Sordariomycetes; Diaporthales; Diaporthaceae.